Messenger RNA from Phyllopteryx taeniolatus (common seadragon), 3916 nucleotides. RefSeq names its product ankyrin repeat and sterile alpha motif domain containing 1Ab (gene anks1ab). Lineage: Eukaryota; Metazoa; Chordata; Actinopteri; Syngnathiformes; Syngnathidae. Gene Ontology annotation, molecular function: protein binding. The record is from RefSeq and is a predicted model, not a curated record. Bases 525 to 2114 code for a protein of 529 amino acids. The transcript is spliced from 12 exons. Gene Ontology annotation, cellular component: cytosol.
GGGAGAGAGGGGGGUGGGGGGAGGGCAUGAUCUUUGCUUCCGGUCGUGGGGGAGGACAACAGCGGCGGCGGCGGCGGCGGGAGACCGAGGCAGGUCGGGAAAGCGGCCGGGUCGUCAUGCCCUGUGAGCGGUGAGGCGCUCGGUGCGCCCCCCUCAACCGCCGUUCCAGCAGGGGUGGGCAUGCAGCAAAGCGGCGGCGGAGGAGCCAGGUGGGCUGCGGCGCUUGACAUCUUCUUCUUCUUCUUCUUCUUCUUCGCGUCAUCGUCGCAGACGCUCCGGGGGACGAGCGGCGUCGUGUGAAUGCCUCCCAGGACUUCCGACCUCCCCUUCGGGAUUACGAAUUGAGGAGUCGAGGAAGGGUCCGAUCCGGCGGGAUUUUACAAAUACGACUACCUACCUACCUACCUAGCUACUUCACCUUUGUGGCCCCCCCACAAGAAAAUAAUGUUUACGCCGGUACCCGAAGCGUACUUUACGAAUGCUGCUCCGUGCCCUAGCUCUCAAAGCGCUUGACCAAUGAAGCCAUGGGACUCAGGCAGAGCUUUACAAAUGGGGCGUGCGGCAAAGCCCUGGACCAGCCGGUGGGCGAGUGGCUGGAGCGAGCCGGGCUGCCGCAGUACGAGGGCAAGUUCCUGCUCAACGGCUUCGACGACCUGCGCUUCAUGGGAAGUAACGUGAUGGAGGACCAGGAUCUCCGAGACAUCGGGAUCACCGACCCGGGACACAGGAAGAAAAUCCUGCACGCAGCACGCGGACUGCCCAAGGUCAAAGCUCUGGGCUGCGACGGCAGCGCAUCUCUGGCCUCGUGGCUGGACGGACUGGGCCUGCACGAGUAUCUGCCCAACUUCCUUUCUAGUGGCUACCGCACGCUGGAGUGCGUCAAGAACCUGUGGGAGCUGGAGAUCAUCAACGUGAUCAGGGUGGGUCCGCCGGGCCACAGGAAGCGGAUCAUCGCCUCUCUGGCCGAGAGACCCUACGAGGAGGCGCCCUCCGAGUCCAGACGUCUGUCUCCUAUCAUGUUCCACGACCUCCUGUCCCAGACCACUCGCCCCUUGGGCCAGAUGGACCCCUACACCAGUCGCUCCAUGGACAUGCUGCUGCCCCCGGGCGAGGCCGAUCGGCGGCGGCGAGGCGGAGGAGGAGGAGGAGGACCGGAUCAGGACUGUAGCGUCUCUCUGCGUUCCUACUGUGAGCGGCCGCGCUCUGUCGACCGACACGGCGAGCGACACAAAGAAUCUCGCGCGAACCUCCGGCCGCCGAGCCACUCUGCUACCUACGCCACCGUGUCCGCGUGGCACCACCAGCCCGAGAAGCUCAUCCUGGACGCCUGCGGGUACGAGGCAACUUACUUAGGUUCAAUGAUAAUCAGGGAUCUACGGGGGAUCGAAUCCACGCAAGAUGCCUGUGCUAAAAUUCGGAAAUCAAAGGAUUCCAGAAAGGGUCCUGUUGUUAUUCUCUCCAUUACCUACAGGGGGGUUAAGUUCAUCGACGCAGCCACAAAGGCUAUCGUCGCGGAGCACGAGAUUCGGAACAUCUCGUGUGCCGCCCAGGACCCGGACGACCUGUGCACGUUCGCCUACAUCACCAAAGACCCGAAGAGCGGCCACCAUUUCUGUCACGUCUUCAGCACGGUGGAGGUGACGCAGACGUACGAGAUCAUCCUAACGCUGGGCCAGGCCUUCGAGGUGGCCUACCAGAUGACCGUGCAGUCCAGGCAGAGACACUACAUCCCCCACUCGUCCCUGGGCUCCGAGGUCGUCGAGACCAAGAGCGGGCGGCCCGUGUCGCGGGCGUGGAGCGGCGUGAGGAGAUCGGCCGGUGCCCCCGGGCUCGAAUGCCGCUGCUGUCACUGUCACACGUGCGCCACCCACCGUCCAACCUUCCUCCCGUUGCACUCCGUUAACUCCGGAGUCCAGGUCCUUCUCUUUCCUUGCCUCUACUCACCCACCCGCUGCCAUCGCACACCCGCUCACGAAGCCCCUCCCACGCCGCCGCCGCCGCCGCCGCCCUGCUCAUCUUCUUCCUUUCCCACCACCGCAGAGUCCAUCUCCCUCUCGCAUCUGUCAUCACCAUCUUACCUCAUGGACGGCGUGAGCGCGAGUGUCGCAGUUUAGCAGUUUUAACGAAACGCUUCCGGGUUGUGACUUCUUUCAUUUGAAUCGGAAGGGGAAUGAGUGGAACCUGUGGGAUGUGUGGUCAGUGUUUUUUGUGUGUGUGCCAUAAAUCCAGCCGUGGGUCAGGUUUGUGGUCACCGCGGGACUCCGAAGGACGAAAAAGACGCAGUGGAUGUGCGAGUUGCGCAAAACAAAUCUCCUCUGAACUUCGACUUGGACUUUGAUACGACCGGGAGCAGCUAGUCGGCUAACUUGAGGCAUCUGUGUAAGGAUGCAGCAGCUCAGAGAUGUAAGGCCGGCGAGACCAUUUCGAGAUUUGAAAACAAAUAACAGAUAGAUACUUAAGUGCACAGGCAGUCGGUAGAGGAAGGCCAGAACAAUAGUUAUGUGCGCCUUCUUACAGUACGUGCUCCAGUUAAGAAGCAAGCUUCAGCAUUUUGAAGCAACUGGAGACGUUUCAGGGAGGACUGGCUGACUCCAAAGUAAAGUGCAUUGCAGUAAUCCAGCUGAGAUGUGAUGAAGGCAUGGGUUACUGUUUCAAAAGACUUCAGCUUUGCCAGCUGCCUGCGGUGACAAAAGCUCGACUUAACUACUGCACCAAUUUGCCGAUCCAAUGAUGUAAAUCACUGCCCAGGUUUGAGCGUGCUCGCCGCAGUAGAUAAAACCAUUCACACUCACACAUGUGGACAAUUGCGAUCGAAAUCCUCAAGUGAACCUAACACGCAUGUUGUGGGAAUGUGGGAGGCUGCCAGACUAAACAGAGAAAACGAACAAAAGAGAUUCAAACCCGGAACCUCAUAUCUGUGAGGCAGAUGGGCUGACCGCUCAACAGUGUACCGUUUGGUGUGAACAAUUGUUGUGUAUUUCCUGCGUGAGUUUGUGGCGUUAGGGUUUUGGGGGUAUUAGCGGCGGCGGCCCGCGGAGCCUGUCAAUCAUCCAUGCGGUGGAUUGCGUGGCGAUCUGUCGCAGAUUGAUCGCCGGGCUGUGGGGGGGGGGGGAGGGGGAACCUCCUCCACUGAAGCCCGUCUCACGCACUCCCUCUCGUCCCUCCUACCUCCCUCCCCUUCCCCUCUUCCUCCUCCACUCGGCAGAUCGACCCCCUGGAGAUGGACGCCGACAUGCACUCCCUGGGCAGCACCUCCUGGCUCUUGGACCAGCGCGACGCCAGCAGGCGGCCCUUCAGCACCAAGUACGAGACCACCAUAUUCUGAGGACCCCCGCCCUCUCUCUCUUCCUCCGAAUCCCACUCCCAUGUCCUGCGCAACCCCCCCUUUGCAUCCGGUUCGCAAUCCACACACAGUUUGAGCCCCGUGCCUUCUCACUGUGACGGUGUAGCCACCCCUCAGGGCUGCCUCCUACUGCACCUCCACCUUUUUCCCCCCCCCUGGCUGCGACUGAUGAUGCCCCCCUGGACUGAGCUCAUUUCCCCUUGCAUCUCCAACCCUUUGAUCGCUCCCGGAGGUUACUUAUUUAUUUGAUGUAACCCAGAAAAUGUUUUUUUUCUUCUUCAAUUUUGGACUUUUUUUUUUUCUUUGCCUCGCUUGUCUUACCAGGCAUCUCCCACUGUGAGGCUCUGUGAGGAGGGACAAGGAAGCCAAACCAAUAAGCAGUUUUGUUUUCUAUGCAUUUGUACACAAAAAAAAAACACACACUGGGUGGGUCACCAACACACUUUUGCUGCACUUUGAGGAGGCCGGCAGCCCGAUGUCAUGUCAUGUCAUGGAUCCCCCAUGAACGCCACCCAAUGACUGCACGCUGCUUCGUCAACACACUUGACUGAGAGAUUGGGAGUGUGGGGGGGG